This is a messenger RNA of Trichoplusia ni (cabbage looper), 1773 nucleotides long. It is a transcript of the gene GatA, whose product is annotated as glutamyl-tRNA(Gln) amidotransferase subunit A, mitochondrial-like. Gene Ontology annotation, biological process: glutaminyl-tRNAGln biosynthesis via transamidation; mitochondrial translation. Lineage: Eukaryota; Metazoa; Arthropoda; Insecta; Lepidoptera; Noctuidae. Gene Ontology annotation, cellular component: glutamyl-tRNA(Gln) amidotransferase complex; mitochondrion. Gene Ontology annotation, molecular function: glutaminyl-tRNA synthase (glutamine-hydrolyzing) activity. Bases 152 to 1636 code for a protein of 494 amino acids. The record is from RefSeq and is a predicted model, not a curated record. The transcript has a single exon.
ACGAUGUCGGAGACUUUUUCUAUUUGACGUUUUGUACAUUGACGGCAUGUUUUACAAUUUUGUCGUAUUGUCAUCAGCUGUAAAAAAUUGUUGAUAACCUAUGGCUAUGUAAUUUUGUAUUUGUUCUUAAAAAAAAUCACAAAAACAUAACAUGAAUAAAUUAACUUCGUACACAAUAAGAGAAAUUCAGAAAUCAUAUGCCGACAAAAUUUUGACACCCACAAGUUUCGUUGAUUUAAGUCUUCAGAGAGCCAAGCAAACCAAAGAAUUGAACGCAUACGUAACAAUAACAGAGGAUGUUGCCGAAACCCAUAGCAUCGAGAGUGAAAAGAGGUUUUAUAUCUACAAAAAGCCAAAACUAUUGGAUGGUGUUACAGUUGGUAUCAAAGAUAAUUUUUGUACCAGCAAUAUAGCGACUACGUGCGCGUCGGAGAUGCUGAAGAACUUCGUGCCGACGUACGAUGCCACUGUAUACUCCAGACUGAGACGCGCGGGUGCCUGUUUGAUCGGCAAGUGUAACCUUGACGAGUUCGCCAUGGGCUCCGGGACAGUGGACUCCGUGUUCGGGCCUACCCGGAACCCGUGGUCGUACGACAAGGACAAGUGGAGAAUCGCGGGCGGCAGCUCUGGCGGCAGUGCGGCCGCAGUGUGCUCGGGGUCCUGCUUGGCAGCUAUAGGAUCCGACACUGGAGGAUCCACUCGCAAUCCUGCUGCUCUAUGUGGUGUUGUUGGCCUCAAACCAUCAUAUGGACUUGUGUCUAGAUAUGGCUUAAUACCAUUAGUGAACUCCAUGGAUGUGCCAGGCAUCUUAGCAAGGACAGUUGAUGAUGCAACAAUGGUGUUGAAUGCAAUUGCUGGACCUGAUAAAAAUGACUCCACAACUAUCAAAAGAGUUUACAAUCCCAUCACAUUAAGGGAUAUUGACUUGUCUUCUGUUAGGAUUGGCAUUCCGAAAGAAUACUACUGUAAGGGUAUGAGCAGAGAAGUGUUGGAGACAUGGAGUUAUGUAACAGAUCUGCUGGAAAACGAAAAGGCAAUAGUAAAGUCUGUGUCCUUACCACACACAAAUAUAUCCAUAGCCGUCUACUACAUAUUAAAUCAAUGCGAAGUUGCGAGUAACAUGGCACGGUAUGACGGCGUACAAUAUGGCCUCAGGGCAAGCGCUACAUCCUCUACUGAAGAAUUAUACGCUACUACUAGGCAUAGGGGCUUCAACAAUGUUGUCCGGUCCAGAAUCCUAGCUGGGAACUAUUUCUUAUUAACAAAGAACUAUGUAAAGUACUUCAUAAAAACUCUCAAACUGAGAAGGCUUAUCGUACAAGAUUUUCAGAAAGUAUUUCACAAUGUCGAUGGAGUUGACUUGUUGUUGACGCCCACCACUCUGACGGAUGCUCCUUUAUUUGAAGACUUUUCUCAGAGAACCAACAGGGAUCAAUGUGCUUUACAGGAUUACUGCACGCAGCCUGCCAACAUGGCUGGGAUUCCCGCUAUUUCAAUACCCAUCAAACUGUCCGAGAACAGGAUGCCAUUAUCACUCCAGCUUAUGGGUCCACCACUGUCCGAAGAUUUGCUCAUGAAUGUUGCAAGAAAGAUUGAAAGUUUAGUACAAUUUCCAGUGUUAAAGGCAGUGACUUAAAUUAUAAAAUUACAGUAUGUUUUUAUGAAUAUUUUGACUGUCUUUAUUGUAAAAUGCCAUAAAAGUAACUGUUCUAACUAACUGAAAUCUGUCAAUAAGGUAAAUUAAAAUUUAUUGAAGUUACAGCUACAACCAAA